AUGUGCCCAGCUGCGCUCUCCUCCCCGCCAGUCGAACCCCUGCCGGUGAAAGAGAAGCUCCUCGAGCUCUGCGACUCGGUCCGGACGUCCCUUCAGCGGGAGAAGAGCCUCGGACCACACGAAGAUAGGAUCCAAGAGCUCUUCGAGAAGAUCCUGAAGGAAGAACUGCGUCACAGUCCCUCGCUCGACUUCGAGACGCUUCAGUACGCUCGUCUGGACAAGCUCCUCGCCGACGUCCUCGACCCCGCCUGCCGCCCAUCUCCGCUACCCCUACGCUUUCGUGCCGACAUGGCUGUCGCCGAGAGUCUUCAAAGGAUCUGGAGGAGCAGGUUCCGCGAGCAGUACUUUGCCCUCGACCAGGUGCGUCAGCGCAGGCUGUCCAUCGGCGGCGAUAUGCGCGACAUCCACUUUACCGCCGCCGGCAUGGACCCCCUCGAGUCUUGGACUGUUCGCAACAGCUGCCCCGAUCCCAUAUCGGAGCUUGAGGGAAACCAACAGUUUGAGCCUGGCCACUGGUGGCUGAACCUGGCCUGCGCUCAGCGCGACGGCAUCAUUGGCACUGCUGUCGAGAAGCCCACCAAGGGCAAGUACGGCGUCACCGCCCUCCCCCUCCUGACGGGUUGCGAGGAGCACGUCCGCGGCAAGCUCUACCGAUACGUCCGCGAGGGGCGUCUCUCCGACAUGCACGUCUCUCUUCUCACGCAGGUCGGCACUCAGAUCCGCAUCCUCAGGGGCUAUCGCCUCAAGAGCACACUGGCUCCCCAGGCCGGUGUGCGUUACGACGGACUUUACACCAUCCGCCAGUACGGCAACAAGCUCGGCGCCGCCACCGAUAAGUACCGCCUCGAGCUCCUGCUGGAGCACGUUGAUGGCCAGAAGAGCCUCGAAGAGGUGCAGAAGGUGCCCAGACCAUCCCAGAUGGAUGACUGGCAGACAUUUAAGAAGGUCGAGGCCGAGAUGGUCCGCCAGCGCAAGGGCGACGACGGUCUGCUCGACUUCAAGAUGCUCAAAGAGGAGGAACGCAUCGACCGCGAGCACUGGAGGCGUUCGAGCGAGUUCCGGGCCACGCUGGGCCAGGAAGUCUGCGGGCUGGGGCUUACAAUGCCUGCCUAA
Molecule: messenger RNA, 1113 nt
Organism: Colletotrichum higginsianum IMI 349063
Lineage: Eukaryota; Fungi; Ascomycota; Sordariomycetes; Glomerellales; Glomerellaceae
Product: YDG/SRA domain-containing protein
Exons: 3
Coding region: 1-1113 (370 amino acids)
Source: RefSeq, a predicted model, not a curated record